GAAAAACCAGAAACCGUCACACAAAAUUUCGAAAUCCCUAAUUAAAUCUCUCUUCUCUCUUCUCUCUCUAUACUCUUGAGAAAUGGCUCUUCGUACAGUGCUCGUCUCCGACGUCCCUAGCCUCCCGGAGUCUGUUUACAGAUUAUCCGAAGGUUUAGAUUUGAGCAAACCGAAAUCGUUUAGGAUGCCUGGAUUUUCUGUGAUUGGACACAGAGGAAACGGCAUGAAUGUGUUGCAAUCUUCUGAUCGGAGAACGAGAGGGUUUAAGGAAAACUCCAUUCUCUCGUUCAAUUCCGCCGCCAAAUUCCCGAUCGAUUUCAUUGAGUUCGAUGUUCAGGUGACAAAAGAUGAUUGUCCUGUCAUUUUCCACGAUGACUUCAUCUACUCUGAAGAAAAUGGUAUUGUAAAUGAGACCAGAGUGACGGACUUGAGUCUAUCUGAGUUCCUUCUCUAUGGACCUCAGAAGGAAGCUGAGAAAAUAGGGAAGACUCUGAUGAGGAAAACCAAAGAAGGUACGGUUCUGAAAUGGGACGUUGACUUGGAUGAUUCCCUUUGCACGCUACAAGAAGCUUUCGAACUAGUUGAGCAAUCUUUGGGGUUCAAUAUCGAGUUGAAAUUCGAUGAUCAUAUAGUCUAUGAACGAGAGUCUCUCGUCCAUGCCCUGAGAUCAGUUCUGCAGGUGGUAUUUGAUUGCGCUAAAGACAGACCAGUAAUCUUCUCAAGUUUCCAACCAGAUGCAGCACAGCUUCUUAGAGAGCUGCAAAGUACUUACCCUGUUUUUUUUCUGACUGAUGCGGGGAACCAAAUCUACAAUGACGAGAGAAGAAACUCACUCGAAGAAGCCAUUAAAGUUUGCUUGGAAGGAAAGCUUCAAGGCAUUGUUUCAGAGGUCAAAGGAGUGUUCAGAAACCCAGCAGCCAUUAGCAAGAUCAAAGAAUCUAACCUCUCUCUCCUCACAUACGGCAAACUCAACAAUGUGGGAGAGGCAGUGUACAUGCAAUAUGUGAUGGGGAUUGAAGGAGUGAUUGUAGAUUUUGUUGAGGAGAUCACAGAGUCAGCGACACUCAUGAUGAUUAGACCACCAUCACCAUCACCAUCACCAUCACCAUCAUCACCUUCCCAGGAUGAUGUUGCCAUUACAAAACCUGAGUUCUCACAAAAGGAGAUUGAUUUUCUUCUCAAGCUUCUCUCUCAAAUGAUACAACAUUGACGAUCAUCAUCUCUGUUUCCUAUUCUUUUCUUUUAUCAUAUAUUUUUUUCUUUCGGGUUUAAUUUAGAGUUGUAAUUUUUAUUUUUCUUCUUACCUUUCUUAUUCUUAUGGGUGUUUUGUCCCAAUAGUUAAACUGUAAAUAAAUCUUUAAUUUUCUUACAUUUUACAUAGAUCAAUAUAUGCCAGA
Molecule: messenger RNA, 1397 nt
Organism: Eutrema salsugineum
Lineage: Eukaryota; Viridiplantae; Streptophyta; Magnoliopsida; Brassicales; Brassicaceae
Product: glycerophosphodiester phosphodiesterase GDPD2
Exons: 7
Coding region: 83-1210 (375 amino acids)
Biological process (GO): glycerophospholipid catabolic process
Molecular function (GO): phosphoric diester hydrolase activity
Source: RefSeq, a predicted model, not a curated record